AGGUGGCUGCUACCAAAGCAAAGCGUCGCCUUAGAUGUACCCAUGAGUGCUGAUAUCUCUAUGACGGCUCUAUACAGAGAUCUCUCGAUACGCAGCACCAUUCUUCCAGGCUGUAGACAACGUGAAUUCUAAUUGUCAAGCCAUGCACCCGUUUGAUCGAUGGAGUCAUAACGCACGUUUAGGCUCGCAGGCAGCAUAAUAACUUCAUACUCACCUUCUUCCAUACCCCUCGAUCUCGUCAUCACAGAAUGCCACCAAAAUCAUCCUCGAGUAAAGAAAAGGAUCUCACUGAUGAGGACGAGGUCUUACAAGCCGUCAUACUUGCGGACAGUUUCAAUAAGCGAUUCAAGCCAUUGACUUCAGGCAAACCCAGGUGUCUGUUGCCCGUGUGCAAUGCUACAUUGUUAGACUGGACGUUUGAGAGUCUUGCGCUUGCCGGCGUACAAGAGAUAUUCGUCGUCUGUCGAUCGUAUCCCGAGCUGGUUAAGGCUGCUAUUCGGUAUGUCCCCUUCCCCCGCUUACCAUUCCUCAAAGAGAAAAGUAUUCUCAUCAUAUUCUCAUGGUAUACCCCGUUGAUUGUAUCAAUUAUCACCUCGAAAGAGACGUUCACGCCCGGAGACGCAAUGCGAGACAUUUACACCCGAGGGAUCAUCACUUCCGACUUCGUUCUCGUUAUGGGAGACCUCGUGAGCAAUAUCCGCAUUGACGAAGUCGUUAGGGUCCACAAGGAAAGACGGAGAACGAAUAAGGAUGCGAUUAUGACUAUGGUGGUGAAACCUAGUGGCGUAGUACAUCGUACAAGAUCGAAAGGCGAAUCCGCCAUCUUCGUGUUGGAUGCGGAGACUUCGGAAUGUCUGCAUUAUGAACAUGUCACCGGAUAUCCACCCAAGAAGCACGCAAAGAUACCUCGCGAGAUCCUAGCUGAACACCCAGAGAUCGAGAUUCGAAAUGAUCUCAUUGACUGUGGUAUAGACGUCUGUUCAGUUGAGGUCCCAUCUCUGUUCCAAGAUAACUUUGACUAUGGUGACAUCCGACGAGACUUUGUCCACGGUGUCCUUACUUCGGACCUUCUCAUGAAAAGUAUCCACUGUUAUGUUGCCAGAGAAGGAUACGCUGCUCGGGUAGCAGAUACGCGGAGUUAUGACUCUGUCAGUAAAGAUAUCCUGGCAAGAUGGACGUUCCCUCUUGUACCAGACGACAAUCACCCAGGAGGUCAUUCGUACGAACAUAUCCGUGGUAACAAGUACCUAGCUAAAGGAAACUCUGUUGUCCUCUCUCGAACGUGCAAAGUCGGCUCAAACUGCUUGAUCGGUGCUGGCACACACAUAGCCGACAACGCCAACAUCCAAGCAUCCGUUAUCGGUCAACGAUGUACAAUCGAAGCCAACGUCACCCUACGCAACGUCUACGUCUUUGACGACGCCCAUAUUGGUGCAGGGUCUGUCAUCGAGUACAGCAUCGUUGGCUCGAACGUCAAGGUUGGUGAAGGAAGUACCGUUGCGAGGGGAUGUUUAAUUGGCGACGAUGUGAUUUUGGGCAAGAAUGCGAAAUUGGGUGAGUUUGAGAGGGUAUCGAGGCGAAGGGAUGAAGGGGAAGCGGAUGAAAGUGAUAAGGAAGACGAAGAUGAACAGAGUGAGGAUUCUGAAUUGGAGGAAGCUGAAGCCCGGCAGGACUCGGAGUCGAUCACAGCUAUCAUCGGAGAAGGCUCUAAUGCCAUUGUUUGGCCAAAGGGUCCUCGUGCAGACGAAGAGGAUCUAGACGAAGUCGAACGUUAUAACAAUCAAAGACUUAUGCGCAUUGGCGACCCGGCAAGCGACCUUCCCCUCGAAUACGAAGGCACCGAAUCCGAUUCAGACGCAUCCGAACGCGAAUCUGACGAGUCAGACUUAGAGAUGCACGCCCUCUCCCGAAUUUCCUCUGCAACCUCCACUUCAGCCAUCUCCACCUCCACCCCGGGCCUCAACAUCCACACCCUCCACGACGCCGCCGCAUACUCAGAAUUCCAAGCCGAAGUCACUCAAUCAUUAGACCGUGCAUUUGCCGAAGGACAUUCUGUGGAUAAUGCAGCUGUGGAAUUGAAGACGCUGAGGAUGGCGAGUAAUGUUCCGUUGAGGAAAGUGAGAGAGGCGGUUGUGGCUUCUAUUGUGGAGAGAAUCGAGGUUGUGGAGGGGGAUGCUGCUGCUCAGAGACGAGAGAUUUCGAAGAUGGUUGGACGUUGGGGACCGCUGAUCGAUAAGAUCGGUGGUGUGGAUCCGGUGGAGACUAUUGAAGUCCUCCAGUAUCAUUGUGCGAAGUCCGCUCGUCUUCCAUUGUUCGGCCAAAUCCUCGCUGCGCUUUAUCAAGAUGAUAUCGUCGAAGAAGAUGAUAUUCGCGCAUGGCAUGCUAGACCAGAAGCCAAAGGUGAAGGUCUUAAAGAUACUUCAUUUGCCGAGAAUGUCAAGCGGUGCUGGUUGGUUGGCACAAAGAUGAUUGAACAGUUCAACGAGCAGGAGAGCAGUGAAGAGGAGAGUGGGGAGGAAGAUUCCGACGAGGAAGAGCAGCCUUCCAAGAAACCCGCUGCUGCUACUGCUCAAGCUGCGGUUGGAAAGAAGGAGGAGAGUAGUGAGGAAGAGAGUAGCUCCGGCGAUGAUGAAAGCGGGGAAGAUGACUCGCAAGAUUCAGAAGACGACGCACCGGCUACUAAAGCAGCUACUGCUGCUCCAAGCCAGCCGAGUAAGCCUGCUUCCACUCCUGCAAGCACGAAGGAGAGCGAAGAGGAGGAAUCUGAGGGCUCGGAAGAAGAAGAGUCCGAGGACGAUGCACUUGCACCGAGUCAACCUGCUGCGAGUAAGCCUAGUGCCUCUUCGACGACUCCAGCGGUUUCUGCAGCACCAUCUGCUCCUCCACCUGUGCCAGCUGCACAUGCGCCUGCACUUGUGUCGAGUACUGCGGCACCUGCUCAGCCUUCAACACAGGAUGAGGAAUCGAGCGAGGAAGAGUCAGAAUCGGAAGCGUCUGACAAGGAGCCCGCUCAGACCGCUCAAAGCCAAGCACCACCAGCAGUAGCUUCUUCUAAGCAACCCGUUACCGCACCCUCGAAAGCCGAGAGCGAAGAGUCAGAAGGUUCAGAGGACUCGGAGGAGGAGGAAGAAUCAGAAGACGAUGCUGCAAGCCGCGCAACAGAACCAGUCCCUCAAGCUCAAGUGUCAACGCCCAAAGCUUCAACAGAGACCGCAAGGCCGCCUGCCACAAUCACCACUCAAACAGAAUCAGUUGCCACAAUUCCAGCUGCGGUACCAAGACCAAGGCCCGGGCCAGAUGUAGUAGGAGGUAAGCAAAACCCCGUUGUCGCUUCUGGUUCUGGUCAGGUUGCAAGCGAGGGUGCGACUACUAGUAGGGCAACCACUGCGACCGCAACAAGCAGCGUGGCGACGACACAGCAUUCACUUCGGGGACAAAGUGCUCAAGAGCGGGACGACGACGGGGGAGAAGGCGAGGAGAGUGGUGACGACAGCGGGGAGACAGAUGAAGAAGGGAAUACUGACGAUUCUGAGGAGGAAUGAGCGGGAGAAGCAGUCUACACGAUAAAGAUUGAGGUAUCUAGAAGGGAAGACAUAUGUAUUUAUACGCUCAUCUGCAAUCACAUAGACGAGCAGGUCGAGUGGAGCCGCUGCUAAGCUUCUAGCUUUC
This is a messenger RNA of Somion occarium, 3669 nucleotides long. The record is from the annotation of a GenBank genome assembly. Lineage: Eukaryota; Fungi; Basidiomycota; Agaricomycetes; Polyporales; Cerrenaceae.